AUGGCUUCACAGGUAGGGGUUCCUACAUGUCUCAUUACAGGCUCCUGUUUUUCUUACUGGCCGAUGAAAAAGAAAACUGAGCGGCCUAAGCAAUAUCAGGCGUAUAAAAAUCAACUUUAUGGUCCAUUCCCUGGAGAUAUAACAAAUCUAAGAUCUCUUGCAUUCUUAUCUUUGACAGAGAACAAAAUUAGUGGCUCAAUUCCUGCUGAUAUAGGAAAAUUAAGAUCUCUUACGAUGCUCUCUUUAUCUAAGAACAAACUAACUGGUUUGAUCCCCACUUCUGUUGGUAAUUUGACAGAUUUAACUGAUUUAGUUCUCUAUGACAAUCAGUUAUAUGGGCUUACAUAUCUAAACCUUGGCGACAACAAUCUCUCUGGAAAUAUCCCAAAUGAGCUUGAAAGAGCUGGAUCACUGGAAUAUCUACAAUUAAAUGACAACAGUCUCAAUGGUACUCUUUCCAAUUCAAUCGCUAAACUUCAACACUUGAAAGUUCUUAACUUAGCGAAUAACAAAUUUGGAGGGAGCAUACCCACUGAGCUUGGUUUGCUCCCCGAUCUUCACAUUCUUUUAAGGUCGAACAAGUUCACUGGGUCUAUCCCUGUAGAAAUGAUGUCUAUGCUUCAACUCCGCAUUCUGGAUUUAUCACAAAACUAUCUCACUGGUCAAGUUUCUAGGAAAGUAGGGAACCUGAAAAACUUAAUAAGUAAGCCUAAUGACACAUACAGGAUUAGCAAUAUUAGCGCCGGGGAUGUGCAAUUGAAGAUGGUGGUUAAAGGGAUUAGCGUCCCGGUUCAGAUACUACUAAGUUAUACCUCCGCCAUCGAUCUAUCAUGCAACAAUCUCAGUGGAAAUAUACCAAAAGAGAUAGGUUUGUUAAAAGGACUUUACACGGUUAAUUUGUCCCACAAUCGUUUUUCAGGUCAUAUCCCUUCGUCUGUCGGAGACAUGUCUGGUUAA
This is a messenger RNA of Papaver somniferum (opium poppy), 957 nucleotides long. Its product is annotated as LRR receptor-like serine/threonine-protein kinase FLS2. The transcript has 3 exons. The coding region runs from base 1 to 957 and encodes 318 amino acids. The record is from RefSeq and is a predicted model, not a curated record. Gene Ontology annotation, molecular function: protein binding. Lineage: Eukaryota; Viridiplantae; Streptophyta; Magnoliopsida; Ranunculales; Papaveraceae.